Molecule: messenger RNA, 438 nt
Organism: Colletotrichum costaricense
Lineage: Eukaryota; Fungi; Ascomycota; Sordariomycetes; Glomerellales; Glomerellaceae
Exons: 6
Coding region: 1-438 (145 amino acids)
Source: RefSeq, a predicted model, not a curated record
AUGUCAUCAGCACCUGUAGCGCCCACCGCAAUGAGCUCGCAGUUUCCCAAUGAGUCGCCAAUCAUUGUUGAUGAACAGCUUGAUGAAGACGCAAAAUCAGAUGUCACCAGCACCAUAGCAUCCUCAACGACUAGCCUUGCAGACUCAAUGUUCAAUUUUCGUGUGGAGAAUGGGCGCACAUAUCAUCGAUAUAAAGAUGGAAAAUACUCCUAUCCCAAUGAUGAGAGGGAAAGUGACAGACUGGACCUUCAACAUCAGCAAUUCCUCCAUUCUGUCGAUGGAAAACUUGGCCUCUCACCGCCGAACCAAGAUGACUACCCCGCCAAGCGUGUUCUCGAUAUUGGUACUGGAACCGGGAUUUGGGCAAUUGAGUUCGGUGAGCUCAAGCCCGAAGCAGAGGUCAUUGGCAUUGACUUGUCUCUCCCUUUGGCCGAGUAA